This is a messenger RNA of Belonocnema kinseyi, 1311 nucleotides long. RefSeq names its product probable protein phosphatase 2C T23F11.1. The transcript has 5 exons. Lineage: Eukaryota; Metazoa; Arthropoda; Insecta; Hymenoptera; Cynipidae. Gene Ontology annotation, molecular function: cation binding; protein serine/threonine phosphatase activity. Gene Ontology annotation, biological process: protein dephosphorylation. The record is from RefSeq and is a predicted model, not a curated record. The coding region runs from base 250 to 1257 and encodes 335 amino acids.
AACAACUGUGUGUCAUAGUUUAUAAUUUUUUUUCUGUAUAAAAAAUAUGUCAAUUAAGAGGUAAAUUCGAGUUCAUAUUAUUUCACGCAAAGAAACAUAACUACAUUUUCCAAAAGAAAAGACUGUUCAUCAAGAAAUAGAUUUAAAAUAGGCAAUACGCAAUUGAAAGAUUUGGGAUUCGGAUUCAUCGACAAAAAAUCUACGGGGAACACAUACUUUUAUUCUAGGAAGCCUUCGUUGAAAGAAGCAAUGGGACAGACUCUAAGCGAACCAGUGACGACGAAAAAAACAGCUUGUUGUAGAAAUGAUAGUUAUCGAGUGGGAAGUUCGAGUAUGCAAGGAUGGCGGGUGAGCAUGGAGGAUAGUCAUGUUCACAUUCUCUCCCUUCCUGAUGAUCCGGGCACCUCUUUUUAUGGAGUCUAUGACGGCCACGGCGGAGCAGCCGUAUCACACCAUGUUAGUAAACACCUGCACGAAUAUAUAACGAAGAGAAGCGAGUUUAAGAAUGGGAAUAUUAGUCUGGCGAUGCAGAAAGCUUUUCUUGAACUAGACAAGGACAUGCAAAAUGAAUCAACUUUAAGAGAAAAACAAGCAGGCUCAACUGCUAUUACUGUUCUUAUCAAAGAUAAUAUUCUUUAUAGUGCGAAUGCAGGAGACAGUAGAGCAGUUGCAAGUGUUCGAGGACGAGCCGUCGCUCUAAGUCAAGACCACAAACCUACCUUGGCUACAGAAAAAAAGAGAAUCGAAGCCGCAGGUGGUUGGGUUGAAUUCGGGAGAGUCAAUAGACACUUGGCUUUGUCUCGGGCCUUCGGAGAUUUUAUGUUUAAACAAAAUAAUCGCAAGCCACAAGAGGAACAAAUCGUCACUGUGCUUCCGGACGUGAAAGAAUUUGAAAUAACCGAAGACUGGGAGUUCCUGAUUCUCGCUUGCGAUGGUAUCUGGGACGUGAUGACAAACCAGGACGCGGUAAAGUUUGUUAGAAGUAGAUUAGCCUGUCCAAAAAAGAACGACGAAGAAGAGCAAUUUGUAGAUCCCGAGGAAAUCUGCGAGGACUUAUUGAAACACUGCUUAGCGCCUGACGUUCUCAUGGACAUUGGGUGCGAUAACAUGACUGUCGUCCUCGUUUUUUUCCUUCACGGAAAACCAUACUCUCAUCUAGUCUCCAAGUGCCAGCAAGUUCCAGUUGACUCUGAACUUCUAGAAUCGAUAGGCGAUACCUCAAGGAUUUCCACUGGAAUCUUCGAAAGUUCUUUAUAGAAAAUGUAUAUUACAAUACUAUACCUAAUUUAAAUUAAAAAUACUCGUCUAUUA